CCUCGGACCGAGGCGGGACUUCCGCCGGGAGCCGGAAGAGAGGCUCGUGGGUCUCCCUGGCGUUCUCUCUCUCCCUUCUCUUCUAUCCUCUCCCUCUCUCCCUCGUAUGUGAGCGAAUUGUCCCCGCUGCUUCUUGGCAUCGAAACGUUCCGGGGCUCGGACCCGCUGCCGCCGCCCCUGCCCUCUCCUUCUGCCGCCACCGAUCCGCGCCCGUCCCCUCCCGCUUGCCGCUUCUCCCUCUUCCUCCUCCUCCCUGCUGCCGCCGCCACUUUUCCGCCUGGACGCCGCCGCCUCUGCCCCUCUCCCCGGUUUCUCUCGCUCUCGCUCUCUCACCCCUUCCUGGGACUCGGAGGCGGCGGCGGCGGGGGUCAGCGGCGGAGGCGGCGGCAGCGGCGGCGGCGGCAGCAGAAUUCCCGACCCGGCUUUCCAGCGAGAUUCCUCCGGCCCUCCGGGGCCUCCUUAGCCUUGGUUUUGACAGGUGCCCCAAGACACUGAGCUGGUUUUACUACAACAAAAACUGCUACUUUUUUUUCCAGGUCUUUUCCUGCUUGAAAUUGGCAUUCCUUAUUGUCUUCUGUUGGAAGAGUUAUUUCUUGCAAAAUACAUAAGGACUGUGACAGCUUUCCAAACUGAGGGAUUUUCCAGAACUCAGUAGAUGCAGGACUGUGUUACUGCUACAGAAAAGAGAAACUGACUGACAGGUAUCAGAGAAGGAGCCUACAGUUUGAAUCUUAGGUGAUCUAUAUAGUUCUCUUUGAGGAGUCAAAAAGCAGACAGCUCAUGACUUCUGAUCAGGACACUAAAAUUGUGGCUGAACCGCAGGUGCAGCAAGAAGUUAAGGAUAGUUCUCAUCUGGAGCCAGCCAAGGUUUCAGAAUUAAAUCCUAAUGCAAAAGUGUGGGGGAAUCACAUGAUACACGUGGAAGCAAGUGGUACUGAAAGAGGUGUGAGCAAACAGUGGGAAGAAGUAACAGAUCAUCCACCAGAUUCCUGUAAAGAAGCAUUAGAGGCCAAUGGUGAUGGUGACAAAAAACACCAGAAUGAAUCGUUCAAAGGACAUCAAGAACCAUCACUAUCUGUUCCAUUAUCAAAUCAAACAGAUAUGAACCCUUUGGCUCUAGAUCAUGCAGAAUACAAAACAGUACAUGAAAACACUGAGUCAGGAAGUAAAGAAAAUCUUCGGCCAGAAGAUCAAGAAAAUUUACGAGAAGCGCUUAAAAAAACACUGGAGUUCUGCUUAUCAAGAGAGAAUCUUGCCAGUGACAUGUAUCUUAUAUCUCAGAUGGACAGUGAUCAGUAUGUGCCAAUAAUCACAGUAGCUAAUCUUGAUCACGUCAAAAAGUUGAGCACCGAUAUGGAUUUGAUUGUUGAAGUGCUGCGAUCAUUGCCUUUAGUCCAGGUAGAUGAAAAAGGUGAAAAAGUCAGACCAAACCAAAAUCGCUGUAUUGUAAUUUUGCGUGAAGUACCUGAAUCCACUCCAAUUGAAGAGGUUCAAGCACUCUUCAAAAGUGAGAAUCUGCCUAAAUUCAUCAACUGUGAGUUUGCGUAUAAUGACAACUGGUUUAUUACAUUUGAGUCUGAAGCGGAUGCACAACAGGCUUACAGAUACCUUAGAGAAGAUGUGAAAACUUUCCAAGGAAAACCAAUUAAGGCACGAAUAAAAGCAAAAGCUAUAGCUAUAAAUUCAUUUUUGCCAAAGAAUGGAUACAGACCAGUGGACAUGAAUAUCUACACACAACAGCGUUAUACAACAUCAUUUGCAUACUUACCUCCAGUAUACGGGCCCCAACAGCAAUUUCCACUAUAUAGUUUAAUUACACCACAAGCCUGGUCUACAACACACAGCUAUAUUGAUCCAUCGUUGGUCGCCCCAUUUCCAAAUACUGGAUUUAUCAAUGGAUUUACAGCUCCUACUUUCAAGCCAACUGUUACUCCACUUGCUACUCUUAGGCAGUAUACACCAAGAACCAGAAAUCCCAGCAAAUCAUAUCUACGGCAUACAAUUCCUACUGUAGACAGAGGGACUGGAUUGCUAGAGAGCCCUACAAUAUUCAAUCUUUCUGCUGACCGAUUAAUCAACGGUGUCAGGAACCCACAAACCAGGCAUCCAGGACAAAACAGGACACGGAUGCAAAGUACUACAAACUAUAUAAAGCGAGAUGUAGGGAGCGGGCGAGUAGAAUCCACGGCUUCAGAUUCAUCCCCCAGCUUAGGCAGAGGAAGAAAAAACUCUUACGGCUAUCGAAAAAAGAGAGAUGACAAGUUUGUGAGAGGACAAACGCAGUCUCCACCGCCUACAAAACCGCCAUCUCCAAGUUUUGAGCUGGGGUUGUCCAGUUUUCCUCCCUUGCCUGGAGCUGCUGGCAAUCUAAAGACUGAAGACAUGUUUGAAAACCGGUUGUCAAAUGUGAAUGUGUCAUCAAAAGAAAAAGGCAUCAGUGUAGGUACAAACACAGUACCAGCUGGGAUUCCUCGUGAGCUUUAUUUGCCGGUUUCUUCUGCUCUGCCAAGGACAUCUGAAACAUCUCCUUCCCCAUCCCAGGCUCCUGAUGAUCCCAAAGCUAUGGACAAGCAGAAAGAAACUCAAAGUACUCAAAGACGUUGGUACAUUGUUACUACUGCUUCUAAAUCAGUACAGGUCAAUGGGGGCCAUCUAGCACAGGAACGGCGAAAACCUAGUUAUGCAGAAAUCUGUCAGAGGAUUAGUAAGGAUGCAGCUCCAUUGCAGUCUCCAAAAGAACAGAAGCCAAACACUGUUGCUUGUGGGAAAGAGGAAAGGAAACCCACAGAAACACUAGAAAGAAGCAAAGAAUUGAAGUCUAAAGACCAGUGGAGACCAUCAAGACACAGGUCUCCUCUUCCUCCAUCCGUUGGAAAACGUCUGACUAAAGAACAGAGCACUCCUCCCAAAUCUCCUCAGUGAAAGUAGCACUUAGGUUGAAUUUCAAGAAGUUUUCACUAUGAAAUUACCCUAUGUUGACACUCAGAGUACAAAGAAGGAGUUGCUGGUUAAAAGCUUGCAGGGGUUAUGAAGUAUAUGAAAUGCCUGCUAGAGGUUUUUUGUUGUUGUUUGUUAUUGUUUAUUUCUUUGUAAAAUAGUUUAUUAUUAUUCUUUUCUUACAUCCUUAUCAAAUUCCCCUUGAGCAACCAGUCAAUUCCGUCGGUUUAAUUAAAUUUUAUGUUAGAUUGGUGCUGAACAUAAGACAAUGCCUAAAAUCUUUUUUUUUUUAUAUUAUUAGAAGGAAGAUGCAUUAAUCUGAAAUCCAUUUUUAUGAAGCCUCCAUGUAUGGAUGAAUACAAGCUCAUUCUAAUGAGGUUUUUUUUUCCCCUAAUUUACUAGACAGAACUGUGCUGCUGUAUUUCUUUAAAUAACUGGUUUGUAAGUAAGAAUCUUCAAAAAAAGUCCUGAAUACUAAUAAUAGCUAAUACAUGAAAUAUAAAGCAGAACAGAUGAUUUACAAAUCAGUAAGACAAGUUAACUUUUUUUUUUUUUUUUUGAAAUUCCAGUUGCUGUAGCAAAUCAGCAGACAAGUAACCAGUUUCUCAGUCCAAGAUGAAAUGAUCUCAUGACUUUCUGGAAAAGAAAAAAAAAGCACAUUAUAAAUUAAUUAAAUGUGCCCUUGUGUAUGGUGGAUGCAAGCUAAUGGCAGUUUUUCACAAGAUAGCACAAUAGCACUCUUGUGAUGAAGAUUUCAAUUUUUUGUCCUUCUCUCAACCGGGAAGCUAAUUUUGAACCCUUUUCUGAUUGAAACCCAUGCUCUGUGUAAGUUUUCAAAACUGUGUUCCAAAUGCUCUUUGAAAGAGUUUAUAUCUUAAAUCAGCCUGAGUGCUGACACUUUCUAUACCUACCAACAUUGGCACAUGGAUUUAAUUUCUUUCUUUUAGUCCAUGAAUUGAUGGUGUUUUAGUAUGUGUGUGCAAGGAUGCACAAGAAAGACAUUGCCCUGUAUCCUGCCUGGGGUGAGAUUUAAGACACUUUAGAAGCAACAUGCUUUCUGAAGGACAAGGCUGCACUUAAUACAUUUCUAAUAAAGUUGCUGAUAAAUUAUUUUUUGUUUUAAAUACCUAAAGCUUUUCUUUUUGGGUGUUUAAGCAGCAGAUGGUUCAGAUCAAAAGGUGUUCCUACUAAGUAGUUUAUUCCACCUACACACGCACACCUACACACACACAUACAUGCAUACACACCAAAAGAUUUAUUUAAACAACUGAUUUUUUUAAAAGAAUUAUUUCCAUCCAAUUUUUAAAGACUUGAAUUUUAUUUAAACUUGAAAAUGACUUUGCCUUAACUUUUGUAUAAGACAGCUUAGAAUUAUUGAAGUCUGACCCCAUUAAGGGUUAGCACAGGGUGGCAUAUACAGAAUUACUCAGUUACAGUAUCUAUGUACUGUCACUGGCCUUACUGGGUAAACAUACUCUAGUACAGGUCGUAGUGGCAGUUUUUGUAAUAUACCUUAAAAAGAUCUUAAGCAGUUGAUCUUUUUCAAAAUGUUGAAAAAAAAAUCUGUAAAUGGAAAUAGUCAAUACUGUAUUAAAAUGUGCACUUGGAAGUGUGUGCUUUUGCUUGUACAGGUGUAAAUAAUCAGAACAUAUAAAAAGGUACCAUUAAAAAACCUGAUAAAAAUUAUUGAUAUAUUAUAAAUGUUGCUGUUGAACUGGAUGUAGAUAACUAAGUGUUGUGGUUUGGAUAUUACUUUAAUUUGUUUUUCCCUUGUUUCUUUUUCUUUACUCUGAUAAGUUGAGCUAAGUCUGCCUCUUCACUGCUAAGGGGAAUGGAAGAAAGCCUGUCUUUAAAAGUCCUGACAUUGUAAAUACUUUCUGGAAGUUUUGCAUUUUGUUCAUAUGGAACACAGGUGUGCAGUAUAAAUUUCAAUUCCUAGGACCUGAAAUUAGUAUUAUUUUAAUGAAUUAGAAAGAAACAACAUUGCCACCAGAAGCUCCCACCCCAGGUAUAUUCAACUACUUGUAGGCCAACACAUUAGUAAAACUGGAUUUAAAAUUUCCACAUAGCUAUUUAAAAAGCAAACAAUUAAAAAUCCUAGAGCAGUUGAUCUCCUAACAUAAGUUGCUGCUAUUUAUAAUUAUCCUUACCAAAAGAAAAACAAACAGAUCAUCUUGCUCCUUGCACUGCAGACUUUAAAAUGGCAAGUUGAGUCUUGUUUGUUAAUUCCUGAGAAGAUACACAAGGAGAGAGUCAAAAUCAUCUUAUAUAACAUUGGUUUAUCAUUGAUCCUCCCCCCCCCCUCCACUCCCAUGAGCAGUGAAAGAGGGGCAGUGAGACAGGAGGUAUAAUUUAGGCCAGCUAUGAGUUGUCUUCAUUUGCCUGCUGAGAGCAUGAAUACAACAGCUGCAAACAAAGAGAAGAGGCCACAAGUAUAGAGCUAAUCAUUGGAGCUAGCUUACGAUAACUUUUGCAGGUCAGUAGAUAGGCUGUAUUAUUUUUAAUGCAUUUGCUGCUGCUCUUUAUACUAGGCUAAUACACUGUAAUUCUCACUCAAAUAACAGUCUGUUUACUGUGAUGGCUUUUUUUUUUCUUUAAAAGAAAGUGUCAUGCCAAAUAAUUCCAGUAAUUUUUAACAUUCUCGUAUUCAAACAGUUCAGGACUAUUUAACAACACAGGCUAUUUAUGUUUAGCUAUUCAGAUCUGCCUUUUUUUUAAAGUCUUCUUAAAUUAUUGAGUUGCAGGUUAAAACAACCCAUUGGAAAGGGUGGACAGGAAGGCCACCCUUUGGUGCUCCUUGAAAUAGAAUUAUAUAGGUUCUUCUGAGUCUGUUUAUUCAAAGGAUGCAUUCAAAUAUGAAUUUUGUUUCUGCAUAUUUAAUAUGUACAGUAUUUUUUGCCUUAGGAUGUCCUAUCUACCAUUACUACCCUUGCUCCAAUUUUGAAUCUAGUCAGAAAAACCAAUAAAUUGUCACACCCUUAAUUUUGGUUACUAUUUUUUUUUUUCUGCCUCUCUUCUGGAAUUAGAACUUGUUUUCAGAGAGGUGUCAUUCCUUGGAUGCAGUGUUUUGUCACAGCCACUGAUUGACCAAGGUUUCCACUUGUUUCUAUAUCCCUUUCAACAUGCUGUAGUUUUUAGGGGUUAUGGGCCCAAAUCAGACUGCUAGCAGCGGACAAUCAAAGGUGAUAGCUGCCAAGUCACUAAAGUGAUAGCUGCCAAGUCACUAAAGCAAAGAUGUCAUAGGGAGGCCAUGUUUUUCCUGAAGGUGGGUUUUUAGUUCUUCUGUUUAAGACUGGAAUCAAGCUUACAUGUAAACUAUUUGAUAAUUUAAGUUUCCUUUUAUGUCAUAAAAUGUACAACUGUCUAAAAAUGUAGGUUAUGAAAAAUAAAAAGAUUUAGCACUG
Messenger RNA from Notechis scutatus (mainland tiger snake), 6341 nucleotides. The record is from RefSeq and is a predicted model, not a curated record. Lineage: Eukaryota; Metazoa; Chordata; Lepidosauria; Squamata; Elapidae.